Messenger RNA from Sander lucioperca (pikeperch), 988 nucleotides. Its product is annotated as phospholipase B1, membrane-associated-like. Gene Ontology annotation, molecular function: retinyl-palmitate esterase activity; phosphatidylcholine lysophospholipase A1 activity; A2-type glycerophospholipase activity. The record is from RefSeq and is a predicted model, not a curated record. Gene Ontology annotation, biological process: phospholipid metabolic process. Gene Ontology annotation, cellular component: brush border membrane. The transcript is spliced from 9 exons. NCBI's taxonomy places the organism in Eukaryota, Metazoa, Chordata, Actinopteri, Perciformes, Percidae. Bases 98 to 745 code for a protein of 215 amino acids.
AACUUCACACUGUGUGUGUGUGUGUGUCUGUGUCUGUGUGUGUGUGUGUGUGUGUGUGUGUGUGUGUUCUUGAAACAUCCUAGAUCAGAUCAGACACAUGAUAGACACAUUCAAGUCUUAUCCAGGUCUCAACUUCGAAGAGGACUGGAAGGUGGUGACGAUGCUGAUCGGCAUGAACGACAUCUGCAAUUACUGCAAAGACAAAACUCUGUUCUCCCCUGAUAGCUUCAUUCACUACAUGACAGAAGCUCUGGACAUGAUGAUGAAGGAGAUCCCCAGGACGAUCGUGAACGUGGUGCAGAUUCUUCCCAUGAAACCUCUGAGAGAAGUUCAGAGACCGACUCUGGGCUGUCAGCUUCAAAAGAGUUUCUGCUCGUGCCUCGUCCAGCCUGAAGAAAACUCCACCGAGCUGAAGGAGCUGGUUGAGAUUAACACUCAGUUCCAGAGGAGACUAGAGAAGCUUCUGCACAGCGAGCGUUUCUUCAAAAAGGACUUUGCUGUUGUUCUGCAACCUUAUUUAGAGAACACAGGAGCUCCAAGACUUCCUGACGGGACGGUUGACUUGAGCUUCUUCACAGCAGAUUGUUUCCACUUCACUGUUAAGGGACAUGAGGAGCUGGCAAAGGGACUGUGGAACAACAUGUUCCAGCCUGUCGGAGGGAAAGAGACGAUAAAGACAUUUUCAGAGCCAAUAAAACUCAUCUGCCCAGCAAAGGAGCAUCCUUACAUCUACACCAGUUGUUGAGUUGAGUCGUCUGCACCGCCGCUGAAACAUUUCUCCAUGACGCUGAUGUCUCUGCUCUUUGUGUUUAAUUAUCUGUAGUUUAACAGGCAGAGCAAGGCACUAACACUGCCUGGGUAGACUGGAACCACCGCUCCUAAAAACACAUACACUCGGGAAACUCAUUUUAACUAACAAUGUAAUAUCACAAUGAAACUCCCCCAGUUGAUUACUUACAUUAAGGCAAUUCUUUUUUUGUAUUACAAG